This is a messenger RNA of Yamadazyma tenuis ATCC 10573, 635 nucleotides long. RefSeq names its product SCF ubiquitin ligase subunit (gene SKP1). NCBI's taxonomy places the organism in Eukaryota, Fungi, Ascomycota, Pichiomycetes, Serinales, Debaryomycetaceae. The record is from RefSeq and is a predicted model, not a curated record. Gene Ontology annotation, biological process: mitotic cell cycle; SCF-dependent proteasomal ubiquitin-dependent protein catabolic process. Gene Ontology annotation, cellular component: cytoplasm; nucleus. Gene Ontology annotation, molecular function: cullin family protein binding.
AAGCAAGAAAACUCAACCUGACAUAUACUUAUUUCCAAAAUUUCCAGCAGCCCUAAUUGAAUAUGUCAGCUAAAGUUGUUUUAAUAUCGUCGGACGACGAAAAGUUUCCUGUUGAAUUGAAGGUGGCUGAGAAAUCCAUUUUGAUCAAGAACAUGGUGUUGGAUUUAAAUCCCGACGGUCUCGAAGAAGAUUUUGAAAUCCCAACCCCUAAUGUGAGAGCCACUGUAUUGGAAAAAGUCAUCGAGUGGUGUGAGCACCACAAGAACACAGUUUUCCCUGAUGAAGACGAUGAAGAUGCUAAGAAAUCGGCUCCAAUUGACGAAUGGGAUAAGAACUUCUUGAAGGUGGACCAGGAAAUGUUGUAUGAAAUCAUUUCUGCCGCCAACUACUUGAACAUAAGACCCUUGUUGGAUGCCGGGUGUAAGACCGUUGCCGAGAUGAUCAGAAACAAGUCUCCUGAAGAGUUGAGAAAGAUCUUCAACAUUGUCAACGACUUUACUCCUGAAGAGGAGGCUGCUAUCAGAAGAGAAAACGAGUGGGCUGAAGAUCGUUAGUAUUUAGGCCACUUGUGCCCUAGAGCUAUGUUUGUAUGUUAAGUGACUGCAGUUUUCACUUGAAUUUAUAAUGGUUUUACG